Molecule: messenger RNA, 1476 nt
Organism: Scylla paramamosain (green mud crab)
Lineage: Eukaryota; Metazoa; Arthropoda; Malacostraca; Decapoda; Portunidae
Product: transcription factor EC-like
Exons: 1
Coding region: 403-990 (195 amino acids)
Biological process (GO): regulation of transcription by RNA polymerase II
Cellular component (GO): nucleus
Molecular function (GO): RNA polymerase II cis-regulatory region sequence-specific DNA binding; DNA-binding transcription factor activity, RNA polymerase II-specific; protein dimerization activity
Source: RefSeq, a predicted model, not a curated record
GGCCGCAGGUACGGUGUCCCCGCGCCGUGUGGAGGACAACAGGCUCCUCCCAGCCUGGCAACGACUGGGGUACCCUUUCGGAGACCUUGACACAGACCGUCAGAGGCUGCAUUACUUUGUGCCUCGUUGCCAUGGCGACGCGGGGAUGUUCUUGUCAUGCUUGUUUAGCCCACGUUUUUUAAAUCACUUAGUGUGAGCAUGAGCUCGAGCAUGAUACUAUGAGGUAUGCUGCUCGUUAACAGUUUUGUGCUGUAUUUGCAGUUCACCUCCCUGAUUGAAGUUGCGAUUAGUGAAUCCUCCUCUGCGUCGCCCACGUAGUGGUGGUGGACUGGUCUCAGGGAGAGAGGGAGCCAAGGGAGCGGUAGCUAACUGCUGCUCGUGCUGAGGGUGGGGGGGGGAGUGAUGGACAACAUCAUCGAGCAGAUUCUCAACCUGGAGGCUGAGAUGGAUGUCCAGAGCUGCUCUGAAGGCGAGCAGGCGUGCGUCAGACCGGCGCAGCGGUCCUUCUCUCAGCCAGACUGCCUGGCACUCCCUUCUUCUCUGCCUCCCUGCCUCAGCUGGGGCGCUCUCAGGCCUUCCAACUCCUACCCGCCAGACUUGUCGCUAGAUAAAGAGAAGGGCGCCGCCAGCGACCAGGCAUCUCUGGGUCGGGCGAAGGAACAACGAAGGAAGGAGAGCCAUAACAUGUUUGAGCGUCGGCGGCGCUUCAACAUUAACGAAAGAAUCCGUGACCUGGGUAAGCUGCUGCCGCGGCGUAGCGAGCCUUACUGCGAGGCGGCACGGUAUAGCGCAGGUCACAUCCUCAAAGCCUCCGUGGAGUACAUGCAGUGGCUCAAGCUGGAGGUGAGUCACUUGUCGGAGGCGGAGGCCAGGCGGCGAGUUCUGGAGCUUGAGAACCAUCACCUCCGCUCACGUCUGCAACAGCUGGAAGCCAAAAUCCACGGGUUGGGCGCUGAGUCCAAGCCGACCCAGCGGGCGACGCUACAGUAGUCAUUGCUGAGGCCCUGUAGUGCUCUUUACGGGACGGCCUCAGAUGUACCUCUUUUGUUCAUUAUCGAUUAUGAAACAAACUAUUUUUUUGUAAAAUAAACUUUAUUUAGUCUGAGUUUGUGCAAUUAUAUGUGAUUAAUUUAGGUACAAUUAAUCAAUCGGUACUUAAUUGUUUUUGCCGUUGGUAUAUCGUGGCACCGGUUUACUCAAGUUGUCCGGCGAGGCCAGUGACGGCUAGCAGUGGUCCUUAGAUGCACCUGGCGGAGCCACCGCCUCGCACGUCCUUGGAGUUGUUCUGAAACAGUCUAUAGCGUACAGCACAUCACGAAAACAUGAGAAGUUUAGCUUCCAUAAUAUAAGAUGUAAUCUUUGUUCACCUUUCCAACACUCUCUCUCUCUCUCUCUCUCUCUCUCUCUCUCUCUCUCUCUCUCUCUCUCUCUCUCUCUCUCUCUCUCUCUCUCUCUCUCUCUCUCUCUCUCUCUCUC